Molecule: messenger RNA, 1689 nt
Organism: Eupeodes corollae
Lineage: Eukaryota; Metazoa; Arthropoda; Insecta; Diptera; Syrphidae
Product: pickpocket protein 19-like
Exons: 9
Coding region: 1-1689 (562 amino acids)
Biological process (GO): sodium ion transmembrane transport
Cellular component (GO): membrane
Molecular function (GO): ligand-gated sodium channel activity
Source: RefSeq, a predicted model, not a curated record
AUGGCUGUGUCUUCAAGCUUGAAGGCUGCCAGUGCCACUGCCGCCUACAGCAAGGAUGAACCCCUUGAGCUAAAGACACUAUUGGUGAAGUACCUGAAGAUCUACUGCCAGCGUUCGACUGUGCAUGGAGUCAAGUACAUUUUCGACAAGGAUCUAAACAAGCUGGAAAGACUUUUUUGGAUAUUAAUAGUUAUGGCGGCCAUUGUAUUUAGCGUUGCAACAUUUUUUGUACUUUUAUUCAACUACAACGAACAAAUUGUCCUUACUGUCAUCGAUGACUCCCACUAUCCUGUUUUCAAUAUACAUUUUCCAGCUGUGGCGGUCUGCACUCACGAACGAAUAAAUUGGAACAAAUUCGACGAGGCAAGGGACUUAUUCCUACCACCGGAUUCCCCAAACGAAACGAAGGUAAUAUUUCGUGAAUUUGUUCAACGAAUGGCAAUGCUUCGCUUUGGGGGAUUUAGUCAAUUCAACAAUACCGACGAUAUCCCCUUGGAGAAGAUUGAUUUUGUAAAUGUUACGGAGCUGGCUUUGUUCUUGUCAUUUGAAUGUGAAGAGCUAUUCGACGGGGAUUGCCUGUGGCAGCAAGGAAAUAAGUUCAAUUGUUGUGAAAUAUUUGUGAUGGAAAAGUCAGAAGUGGGAUUUUGUUGGGUAUUUAAUUCGCUGGUAUCGGCCGAAUCCAAGCAGAAGGUGAAAAAUGAUAAAUCUUAUCCCUGGAGAGGUUUCAAAUCGGGGGAGAAUUCGGGUUUGAAUUUUCGAUUGAAAUUGAAUGCUACAUCAUCGUUUGGGCAACCAAUUCACAGGGAUGGAAUUGAUUUAAUGAUCAAAAAAUCAACACAAUGGACGGAUGUAGUUUAUUCAAUCAAAGGAAAUACGGAUUCGUUAGUUGUAAUCAGACCAGAAUUAAAAACAACCGAUCCAGCAACAAGAGAAAUUCCACCCGAAGUUCGAGGUUGUAUGUUUGAUUCUGAAACAGACCAUUAUUUGUACAAAAAUAUCAAAGGAUUAAGGUAUUCCCAAUGGAACUGUUUUAAUGUUUGCCACGAGGAGCAUCUUCUCAGUAUAUGCAAUUGUACGAUUUCAAUAUUUUUCCCACAAAAUGAUUCAUACCGGGAAUGUUCUCCAUCAGAUUUUAGUUGUUUGUAUAACUUUCGAGAAGUGUUCAGCUACGACAAGCGUUUGGACGAGGAGAAGUACAUAAACAAUAUCAAAAGUGGAAUGCUGUGUCCUUGCCUAAUUCGCUGCGAUAGUGCAGUUCAAUAUUUUGUCACCAUAAGUUCACUGCCAACUAUGGAAACUGUUCCCAACGAUACCAGAAUAAUGUCAAUUGAUGUGCAUUAUCAAACUGAUUCCUUAAUCAAAUACCGGGCUAUAAGGGAAUUCACAUUCAUGGAAAUGGUUGCAAGCUUAGGAGGAAUAGUCGGACUUCUGCUAGGUGCAUCAAUCCUAAGCGGAAUAGAGAUUAUCUACCACUUGACUCUUGGCCUUGUGAUAUUCCUUAAAGACAAUUACUUCUUCUCCAGAAUGUGGAUUCGCUUUAAAAAUAACCUUAAAAUGAACACACAACAAAAUCAGAUUUCUCCUAAAAACAACCACAAUUACCCCAAACAAGUGUGGCACGAUUAUCCGAACAGAAGGCGACGAAAGAACCACCACCACCAACAACAACAACAACACCAACGUUAUUAG